This is a messenger RNA of Morchella sextelata, 753 nucleotides long. RefSeq lists its product as uncharacterized. The coding region runs from base 1 to 753 and encodes 250 amino acids. The record is from RefSeq and is a predicted model, not a curated record. Lineage: Eukaryota; Fungi; Ascomycota; Pezizomycetes; Pezizales; Morchellaceae. The transcript is spliced from 2 exons.
AUGUCUGGUAGCUUCGAUUUCGGGAAUUUCGGCAGCGGCUACGUUGUCGGGGGGUCUCCCCACAGCAGUAUCCACACCGAGGUGGCGAUGGGUGAUGACGGAAAUAUUCCAGAGUACAACUUGGGUCCUCUGGCCAUACCUGUUGACUUCAGUUCUCCUCAAUUUCACUACAACACCGUAAUGUCAUCACCAGAUAUGGGCGCAUUACACUAUUCACAACGCAAUUCACCACUCAUCCAGGCGACAAUGUUUCCCGCACUGAACAUAAGUCAGUCGGCUUACGACCAAAACAGCUAUUAUGGGCCUCAGAACGUCAUUAAUUCCAACUUAUGGAGGCCUCCGGCUGAAGCACAACCGAUUGCGCCUAUGCCCACUACAGAGGCCGCGAGUCUGGCCACCGGGACAUUGAGGAGGGUUACGGGCGGUGGAUGUAGAAACAAUUGCGAGGGAAGGUUCGAAGGGGAACAUAAAUGCAUGCGCGACAGUAAGGGACUUUCCGUUCGAUGUGGUGCAAAGGGCUGCGAAUCAGUCCUCACCUCCCGAGGCCGCUUCAACAGACAUUGGAACACCAAACAUCGAAAUGGAGGAAUUUAUGCAAAGCAGAAGCUUAGUUGCCCGGUCAUUGGCUGCGGGAGAGUUGGUGACAGAGGUUUUGCACGCCAGGAUAAUCUUCGGCAGCAUCGUCGGAAUGUCCAUAAUGAGAAUAUCCCGAAAGAAAGGCGUCGAUGCACGGGAACCGUUACUAUUAGUUGA